Misgurnus anguillicaudatus (oriental weatherfish) is the source of this 1741-nucleotide messenger RNA. RefSeq names its product guanine nucleotide-binding protein subunit alpha-12. Gene Ontology annotation, molecular function: D5 dopamine receptor binding; guanyl nucleotide binding; G-protein beta/gamma-subunit complex binding. Gene Ontology annotation, cellular component: brush border membrane; heterotrimeric G-protein complex; cytoplasm. NCBI's taxonomy places the organism in Eukaryota, Metazoa, Chordata, Actinopteri, Cypriniformes, Cobitidae. The record is from RefSeq and is a predicted model, not a curated record. Gene Ontology annotation, biological process: Rho protein signal transduction; adenylate cyclase-modulating G protein-coupled receptor signaling pathway.
CUCCCGUUUUUUUUUACUUUAGAUCUGACAGGGUUUGAUUUCGGGCAUAGGAGUAGGAAAGUGACGACAGAUAGAUCUGUUUACAAUAAACCUCUUCUUAAGUGAACAGCUAACCAUUUCGCCACCUCUUCAAGAAAAAAUCUCUAAUGCUCAUAUAGAAAGAUGUCGAAAAAAUUCUGUUGGAGUUUUCUACCGACUGUUUCGGAUUCGAAACAGGAGCGCGUGGCGCGGCAGAGGAGCCGUGAGAUUGACGUUAUGCUGAAGCGGACCUCACAUGCUCCUGUGGUGCUCUUUCUUGCCGGAAAUCGUCACAGCGGGAAAUCCACUUUCAUUAAACAAAUUCGCAUUAUUAGCGGACCAGAGUUCAGUCAACAAGAGCUGAUUGACUUCAGACAGUCAGUUUACCAAGACAUAAUAGAGGGUUUGAAAGCAUUGGUUGUAGAAAAAAACAGGAUGGGCAUCCCAUGGGAAAAUUCAGCCAAUGAGAUGCACGAGAUGUUGAUGAUGUCUAUUGAAACCUGGAAAUUUCAUUUAGAGCCCGAUAAAUUUCAAGGCUUUGUUACGGCUAUCAACUCUCUGUGGAACGACUCUGGGAUUCAGGAGGCUUAUAGCAAGAUUAAGAAAAUAAAUUUUUUUGUGAGAUAUGAAUCUGUGAAAUACUUCCUUAAUAACAUGAAUCGCAUUGGUCAGCUGAGCUACAUUCCCUGCAACCAGGACAUUAUUUAUGCACGCAAAUCCUGCACAGCUAGCUGUUAUUUUGUGCACCGUAAUAUCUUGAUAACAGAAGGUUGUGCAACACGGAAAUUCGACGGUUGCCACAACACUGCCAAAAACAUCCUCUUUAUGGCGGCAUCCAGUGAGUUCGACCAAGUCAUGGAUGAGCCCUACUACACUUCAAAUGGGAGCACCAGCCUGGUUGAGUCCUUGGAAUUCUUUAAGGUCCUCCUCAGCAAUAGGUUCUUACGCAAAUGUACCAUCAUCCUCUUCCUCAACAAAACUGACCUGCUGGCAGAGAAAGUACAGACUGCAGAUAUCCGGAAGUAUUUUCCAGAAUUCCAAGGUGACCCGCACAGCCUGGAAGAUGUGCAGAGAUUUCUCGUUGAGUGUUUUAGGGAGAGGAUUACGACAGUGGACGACAGUCGCCCAUUCUUCUAUCACUUUACUACUGCGGUGGACACAGAGAACAUUCGGAUUGCGUUUGACAGUGUUAAAGAAAUUAUAAUACAGGAAAACCUUAAAAAUUUCAAGAUCCCGUGAGAACCAGAUGGAGCUGUUGUUUAGCAGUAUAAUAGUUUAGUAGUUCACAUACUGUGAUAUUGUAAAAUUGCCACUGUUUUUUUGCCUUUUACUUGCAUUCUUUGCACACUUAUCUCACAUACCAGCAGGUAUGCACAUCUACUGCAUGUGAGCAUUUGCACUUUAAAGACAUACGUGCACACACCACACAUGCUUAUAUAUUUCUAUAUACUGUAUCUAUACUGUAAAUAAUAUUUUAAUAGAUGUUUUAUUUCUUUUACUGUUUUUAUUUAAUGUCUACUUUUUUGUACAGCUGUUGAAGCCUCACAUCAAACAUUUUAAUGCACGAAUGUAACUUCAUCUUGUGAACAUAACAAAUAACUUGAAACUUUAUCUGGUUGACCAAAUCCCUUACAGCAUUCAAAAGCAGCUAUAAAUGUAUCUUUUUAUGAAUACUUCACAAGAACCUGUUGAAUGCUUUGCCUAUUAAAAAUAAAUCCUCUAA